Struthio camelus australis is the source of this 1157-nucleotide messenger RNA. The record is from RefSeq and is a predicted model, not a curated record. NCBI's taxonomy places the organism in Eukaryota, Metazoa, Chordata, Aves, Struthioniformes, Struthionidae.
AUGGAUCCAAAUGGAUCUGCCAUGCACAAGAGCAUCGCCUGUAAUAUCCCAGAAACUGACCACAGUAACCCAGUAUCCCAUCCUCCCUGUCAGCAGCUUACCCUGUUGCGCAGAGACUGUCUGUCCGCCACCCCGGGGCUGAACCACCCGCCACUGCCACUGCCGCCAGGGUACCCCCCAGCCCCCAACUACCCCACUUUCCUGCCCGAGCAGCUGCCUCCCAGCACGCUCCAGUACCAAGAGCUGAUGCCACCAGGGAGCUGCCUGCCAGAGGAGACCAAGCCCAAGAGGGGACGCCGGUCGUGGCCUCGGAAAAGGACGGCCACACACACAUGUGACUACGCGGGCUGUGGCAAAACCUACACCAAGAGCUCUCAUCUCAAGGCGCAUUUGAGAACCCACACAGGUGAGAAGCCUUAUCACUGUGAUUGGGAAGGCUGUGGAUGGAAAUUUGCCCGGUCCGAUGAACUUACGCGUCAUUACAGAAAGCACACAGGCCACCGCCCUUUCCAGUGCCAGCGGUGUGACAGAGCAUUUUCCAGGUCGGACCACCUCGCCUUACAUAUGAAGAGGCACUUUUAAUUGGAAGCAGUGGAUCUUUCCCAAACUGCCGUAGAGAUUUCAGUAUUUACAGCACAAGGACUGUCUUCCGCAAGAAGGGGGAACGCAGUUUAAGCACUACAGAGAAUCAUGGUGAAGUCUUCCAAAGAGUGGAAAUAGGGAUAAUUGCAUAUGAACAUUGGAACUUUUUAAAUAUAAACUAAAAAAAAGCAUUGGGGUCAAUGACUGGAUCUUCUAUCAUUCCAUCUGUAAAUCCAACUUGAAUUAUUUCUGGACUACAAAAUGCCGAGGAGUGACUGGAAGUCACGGAUAUCAGGGUUAAACAGACUGUGUAGGAGGGAGGGUGGGGAUAUUACACAGGGAAAUAACAUUCCCUUAAAUUUUCUUUCAAUGCAAUAGUAGAUGUAAAUGUCAUCUUGUAUUUUACUUUUUUCCUUCUGAAAGCCAUUACCAUGUUAAAAAAGGAGGAAAUUCAGGUACAGAACUAUGUAUUUAAAGCCUAUUUCAUGGUGCUUAGUGACUGUUGGUUCUAGAGGUACCAAAAACAGGAAGCCAAAGUUCUCAAGCUGCUGCAUAUCUGACAAGGAAAUAUUUUU